Larimichthys crocea (large yellow croaker) is the source of this 778-nucleotide messenger RNA. RefSeq names its product O-acyl-ADP-ribose deacylase 1 (gene oard1). Lineage: Eukaryota; Metazoa; Chordata; Actinopteri; Sciaenidae. The transcript is spliced from 6 exons. The record is from RefSeq and is a predicted model, not a curated record. Bases 134 to 709 code for a protein of 191 amino acids. Gene Ontology annotation, biological process: peptidyl-glutamate ADP-deribosylation.
UGUUGUUGUGUAUGUGCAGCCUCUCCACAAAGCCUCGCUCUUUCUCGCGAGAUCAGGAGACACUUUCGGUUGCUGCAAACUGACCCAGCUGUCAGGGAGCGUCCUAAAGAAACUGAACGGAGCGUUUGUUUUCAUGCGUACACACCCAAUAAAACAAGUGCUUUACUCACUGAGGACAAUGUCGUCUGGAGUACAGAAACCAGUCACACACAGACUUAAGCGUGCAGACCGCAGCACAUGGAGACCGAGUUAUGUCACCGGGAACCUGUUCUCCUGUCCCGAGGACGAGGCUCUGGCUCACUGCAUCAGUGAGGACUGCCGCAUGGGGGCAGGCAUAGCGGUGAUGUUCAGGAAAAAGUUCCAAGGACAAGUGGAGUUAAAGGAACAGAAAAAGCUGACGGGACAGUGUGCCGUACUGAAAAGAGGCAGGCGUUUUGUCUACUAUCUGAUCACAAAGAAGAAGGCCACCCAAAAGCCGACUUAUGACAGCCUGCAACGGAGCCUGGAGGACAUGAAGUCACACUGUGUGCUGAACGAAGUAACACGAAUAUCAAUGCCUCGCAUUGGAUGUGGCCUGGAUCGACUCAAGUGGGACAGAGUGUCUGUGAUACUGGAACAGGUGUUCAGACACACAAACAUCUCCGUCACAGUCUACAGCCUUCCUGAGAGAGCAGAGACCAAAGUGAUGAAUGAAAACGCUCGCAGAUGAUUGAUGAAAAUAUCUGUAACUGUACUAAUUUGCACUUUUUUUGUAUAUUUCCCAUGGAGUUCAAACUUA